GCCUCUUUGCCCAAGGACAGGCCUGGGCUGGGGACCCCCGCUGCUGCGUCUCCUUUCGUGCUUCCUCUCCUCUAACGGGGCCGGGGCCCGGCAGAGCCUGUUCGGGAUCGGGACUAGCAGCUGCCCUCCCGGCGGGCACGACAGGAAGUUUUACAUUCCCUCCACUUAGGGGAGAAGACGUGGAGAGUCUCUUCGCAGACCGGGAGAGAGGGGCGAGGAGUUCUCCCACGAAAAGCAUGGCAUCCUCAACCUCUGAAGAACAGGGGAGUGCCUCCAGCAACUUCCUCCCCCAGAAUUCCAGUAACUACAUAUCCUUGGACUUUGAACCCAACAUGGAAUACCAAUUUGUGGAACAAUUAGAAGAACGUUAUAAAUGUGCAUCAUGCCAUUCUGUUCUUCACAACCCACAUCAGACUGGCUGUGGACAUCGAUUCUGUGAGAACUGUGUCCUAUCCUUGAGAGAAUUAAAUGCAGUGUCCAUCUGUCCCGUAGACAAGGAGAUUAUCAAACCCCAGGAGGUGUUUAAAGAUAAUUGCUGCAAACGAGAAGUCCUCAACUUACAGGUUUUUUGCAAAAAUGCUCCCCAUUGUGCUGCCAGGAUGAUUCUGGGUCGAUUCCAGGAUCACCUUCUACAGUGUUUAUUUCAAUCUGUGCAAUGUUCUAAUGAGUGCUGUCAGGAAAGAGUCCUUCGAAAAGAUUUGAAAGACCAUUUGGGCUUACAUUGUCAGUUUCGAGAGGAAACAUGCCCAUAUUGCAAAAAGGAUAUAGUGGUAAUCAGUUUACAGAAUCACAAGGAAAAAUUUUGCCCUGACUACCCUGUAUCUUGUCCCAAUAACUGUUUACAAAUUAUUCCAAGAACUAAGGUUGAUGAGCAUAUUACUGUGUGUCCUGAGGUGGAACAAGAAUGCCCCUAUAAGCAUUAUGGUUGUCCUGUAAAGGAUAAAAGGGUAAAUCUUAAGGAACAUGAGAAUUCUGCUUUGAGAGAACACAUGCUCCUGGUUUUAGAAAAGAACUCCAGAUUAGAAGAACAGAUUUCUGACUUGCACAAGAACUUAGAAUUAAAAGAAAGUAAAAUUCAGCAAUUAAGUGAAACUGUGAAGAAAUUUGAAAAGGAGUUUAGGCAGUUUGUACAGCUGUUUGGCAAAAAUGUUAACUUGCUGGCAAGUACCCAGGUUCUUGCCAGUCACAUUGAUAAAUCUGCUUGGUUGGAAACACAAGUCAGGGAGUUACUAGAGGUGGCUAACCAGCAGCAAAACAAAUUUGAUCUAAGACCUUUGAUGAAUACAAUUGAUACUAUAAAGCAGAAGAUCACUUUGCUGGAAACCUAUGACCAGAGAUUGGUCACAUUGGAAGGCCAAACUAACAGACAUGAUGCCCACAUUAAUGUCCACAAAGCCCAGCUGAAUAAAAAUGAAGAGCGAUUUAAAAUGUUAGAAGGCACUUGUUAUAAUGGCAAAUUGAUAUGGAAGGUGACAGACUACAAGAUGAAAAAAAGAGAAGCAACAGAAGGGCGCACAGUGUCCAUAUUCAGCCAACCUUUCUACACCAGCCGCUGUGGCUACCGACUCUGUGCAAGAGCUUACUUGAAUGGGGAUGGGUCAGGGAAAGGGACACAUUUAUCACUGUAUUUUGUGGUGAUGAAAGGUGAAUUCGACUCAUUGUUGCAAUGGCCUUUCAAACAGAGAGUUACCAUGAUGCUUUUGGAUCAGAGUGGAAAAAAAAACCACAUUACAGAGAUCUUCAAGGCUGACCCCAAUAGCAGUAGCUUUAAAAGGCCUGAUGGAGAGAUGAACAUUGCAUCUGGUUGUCCUCGCUUUGUGGCACAUUCCACUCUGGAGAACACCAAGAACACCUACAUCAAAGAAGAUACCCUAUUUAUGAAAGUGGUUGUAGAUUUAUCUGAUCUUGAGGACCUGUAAAAAGUACCCAGAUUCAUUGUUGUUAUGAUGAAAGAAGCUCUUGGGUUGACAGUAGUGAAGGUCAGACUUAAUUGCCAUAGUGAACUGUAUUUCAACCCAUUACUAAGAUGUGUUUAGGUUUAAUAUUUUAAAGCUAUAUAAAAAUGCCAAAAUUCUAGCUUGUCUUUUCUUAUCAGUAGGCUGAAUGUAUGCCCUAUUUUGAUUGUUAGAAUACUUGCCCUGUUCUCUUUCAUAUUGUUGUAUAUCUUUUGAUGUAUAUACCUUUCUAUACAAUUAGAUUGUGGGUUCCUUGAGGGCAGGAACUUUUGUAUCUUUGUGUUUGUUGAUGGUGUUACUAAUGAUGAUGAUAAGAUAAAAAUAUGUCUCUAGACCUGACUUUGCAAAUGAAGAAAUGCGUUUCAUAGCACGUGAUUUUACUACAGGUCUAAGAUUUCUAACUAGGACCAGACCAUUUUGAACAAUGUGCUAAACCUAUGAUUACUUGAGCUCUAUUAAAAUUUUUGUGAAGCUCUUCAGUAAUCUAUAAGCAUAGUAGUAUAAACCUACUGGAAGAAAGGUAAAUAGAUUGAACAUUUGCCCUUCUUUCCCAGGGUGGAGCAAAGAGAUGCUGAAAAGCACAAAAAUAGGGUGAUACAGAAGUGUGUCCAGCUAAUAUUUAGCCUCUAUAAAAGAAAAAGGACUUUAUUAUUACCUUCAGUAAGAGAGUAAGAAUCUACAGGCUAGUAGGAUAAGAAACACUUUGGAACUCCCAACUGAAUUACUUGGGAGACUGGGAAAAUUUUGUAUGGUGAAGAAAAGAGUGAGGAUAAUGAUGGUCUGGUUAAAUGACAAAAGCCAGGGAUAAUCAAUGGGCAGUCCAUGUGUUCCACUGGCAUUCUCACAGUGUCAAGAGAAAGCCAGGGAGAUUCCCAGCAUAUUGAGUGGAAUUCUUUGUGGAGUACUUAUGGGUGGACAUGGACAGUAGUAUCAUAGGAUGGUAAGGCAUAGAUGGAUUGUAUGCCUCAUUAGAUGAGAUCAUAGAUCCAUUUGAGUAUUAUUGAAGAAAACUGAAUAAGGAGAUUCCAAAAGGGCUUGAAAAUGAAAGAUCAGUUACAUUUGGCCAUUGAAAUUGUUUUAAAGAUAGUAUACCUAUCAAAUACUAGUUUCAAAAAGUGAUACAUUUUUUGAGAGGACUGUGGAAUUCAAAGUGUGGUAUAAUGGCUAUUGUAUUGGACUUGGAGUCAGGAAAAUCUAAGUUCAAAUACCAACUCUAACACUUAUCAGCUAUGCAACUAUGGGCAAAUCAUUUAAUUUUUAUGAGCUUCAGUUUCCUCAUCUGCAAAAUGGGGGUGAUACCUGUAGUACCUACCUCAUAGGCUUGUUAGGAGGUGGAAAUGAUAUAUAUCAAGUGUUUGACACACUUUGAAAUGUUACAUAGAUGUAGGAAUGAAUAAAACUUAUUUGCAUCAUCCUUAAUUAUUUCAGACAUAUUACUGACAGGAACUUUGUGUAGAAUGGAAAGAAUAAAGUUCCCAUGCACAUGUGUAGUUCUAAGAGUAUGGAUACAAAUCUGGAUAUAGUGGAAAGAGUAUUUAUUCCUUCUGCCAAAGAAUGACACUUUGGUAGACUGCAAUAUUCGCUAUAACCUUGUUGUCAUAUGCAAUAUUUUCUUAUGUUAUUUAAAAAUCUGUUUGUUUUUACAAGUGCAUGCAAAGGACAAUAUUGCAUGCAAAAGAUAGUUUAUUAAUAUUAGAAGGUAAAUAUCUUAGUGGUAUAAAGGUAAUAAUGGCCUACUAAAUAAUAACUGCAAUAUCAACUUUAAAGAAUAUCAACUGUGCAAAUAUCUUCUGAGACUGAUGGAAAACAUUGUCACUUCCUGUAAAACAUUAAGAUGUUGAGAUGAGUUAUAAAGCAGUUUUCAGAAGGGGUCAAACUAUUUAUAAAGACAUAUGGAAACAACAGCCUUUCACUGAAGAAUCCCUCUGUAACUUCUGGUGAAUUUUGUUGUGUUUGUGGAUUUAUAAUGUGAACAGAUGCUCUCAGACAGACUUUGAAAGCAUUUUGCUAUUUUUCAUUCGUAUUAAGCCCAGGUGGCUACAAUUAUUUAUGAUGAUUUUCAGUGUUUUUUUUUUUUAUCACUUUUUUAGGCCACAGUUGUCUGUUCUGAAGGAUCACAAAAACAUGUUUAUAACGGGUUUAGUGGAAAGUAAAAAACUUUAGUGUUGACAAAAAGCUCUUAUUUUCAUCAAACUAUGUUUAAAAGGUCUGAUUUUGAACUGAUUUGUUUAUUGGUUCAAACUGCCAUUAAUCAAUGAUUAAAAUAUAAAAAGAAUUGUAGAAAACAUUUUUGUUGACAAAAUAAAAGU
Messenger RNA from Vombatus ursinus (common wombat), 4264 nucleotides. It is a transcript of the gene TRAF5, whose product is annotated as TNF receptor associated factor 5. The transcript is spliced from 11 exons. Gene Ontology annotation, molecular function: thioesterase binding; zinc ion binding; tumor necrosis factor receptor binding. Gene Ontology annotation, biological process: tumor necrosis factor-mediated signaling pathway; regulation of apoptotic process; protein K63-linked ubiquitination. Bases 237 to 1919 code for a protein of 560 amino acids. Lineage: Eukaryota; Metazoa; Chordata; Mammalia; Diprotodontia; Vombatidae. The record is from RefSeq and is a predicted model, not a curated record. Gene Ontology annotation, cellular component: plasma membrane signaling receptor complex.